CUUAGUUGUCAACGUGUUGUCAAGUGUCAUUCGAUCAUAAAACUUUUACCAAAACACGAAAAUACUUUUAAAUUAAAUUCGCAUAAAUAUGGAUUUCUUUACCUCCAUUCCAACUCACAUUGACUACGUCGGACAAGCAAAAGCCGAGAAAUUGUACAAAGCAAUUAUUACAUUAUUUAGCAUCGUAGGGUUCAUUUGGGGCUACAUCGUGCAGCAGUUUUCCCAGUCUGUUUACAUUUUGGGAGCUGGAUUUAUACUGGCUGCUAUCUUAACCUUACCACCGUGGCCGAUGUAUCGGAGAAAUCCACUUAACUGGCAAAAUCCAAAAAAUUCAGAAGAGAAGUCAUCAGGCAAAAAGAAGAAAUAAAUAAUACUUUUAUGACGUGGCGGUAUCUCCUAAGCCUAGUAAUGGUGUUCAAAAUAAAAAGAUUUUAAGGUAAAA
This is a messenger RNA of Pararge aegeria (speckled wood butterfly), 442 nucleotides long. RefSeq names its product signal peptidase complex subunit 1 (gene Spase12). The transcript has a single exon. Lineage: Eukaryota; Metazoa; Arthropoda; Insecta; Lepidoptera; Nymphalidae. Gene Ontology annotation, biological process: protein targeting to ER. Gene Ontology annotation, cellular component: signal peptidase complex; endoplasmic reticulum membrane. Bases 89 to 367 code for a protein of 92 amino acids. The record is from RefSeq and is a predicted model, not a curated record.